AUGACAGAGUCGACUCUUUCCAACUUCGACUCAGUCGAAGUUUGGGAGUCGAGGUCAAGGACACCGAGGAAUUAUCCGGAUGCUUCUGAGACUCCUGUUCUUAAGAAACUCAGGACUCCGGAUUUCGGUUGUAUUGGCGACUGCCUGAAGAAAAAGGAUCUUUUUACGUCCCCCCGACUGUUGCUCCUGUAUCUCGAUCGCAAAUCUUCCAGUUUGCUUGAACCAGCUGAUGUCGUCGAGAAAGAAACACAAUCUUUCUGCUGUUCGCCUACCGGUCAGACGAGGACUUCGAAAAGAUCUAUGGGAAGAGGAAAAUCCUGUUGGAGCCUGGUCACAGGACGCCAUCAGAUAUAUUGUGGGCUUUAG
Molecule: messenger RNA, 366 nt
Organism: Drosophila subpulchrella
Lineage: Eukaryota; Metazoa; Arthropoda; Insecta; Diptera; Drosophilidae
Exons: 4
Coding region: 1-366 (121 amino acids)
Source: RefSeq, a predicted model, not a curated record